Messenger RNA from Halichondria panicea, 4651 nucleotides. RefSeq names its product phospholipase A2 group XV-like. The record is from RefSeq and is a predicted model, not a curated record. Lineage: Eukaryota; Metazoa; Porifera; Demospongiae; Suberitida; Halichondriidae. The transcript is spliced from 10 exons. Bases 3392 to 4333 code for a protein of 313 amino acids. Gene Ontology annotation, biological process: lipid metabolic process.
GAAAAAGUGGUCAGGUUGAAACCUGACUAACCUGACUGGUGGCUACGGCCUAGCCUCGAAUCCAGGCCGCUUGAACAAACGGCCUGGAAUCGAGGCUAGCUACGGCCCUGUUUAUACAGCAUGAAAAUGGCUCGGAUGAUUGACUUGCACUUUCGAAUAUCUGGAGCAAGGUCACGUGAUCACGAUCUUCACCGUUCCAACUCUACCAGCACACGGAAUUUUCAGAGUCUAGGAGGACACCCAUGCAGAAGAGGGGGUAAACCACCACACAAGAUUGUUACAGUACGUACAGUAGGCACUCUGGGAGUCAAAGGUUGUAGUUUUUUGCCCAGUCCCAUUCCGUGUUGUGUUUUAUAUGUAUCCAUGCAGCUACUAGCUGCUGACGAUCGAGCUACCUCCGAUGUUGCUACGUCUGCAAAGGGCAUCACAGGUAUCACAGGUAUCUUAUUCCGAAAUGUGUAUUAUCGUGUACAUUAUUAUGUGGCAUAAACGUCUUACAAGAAGACGAUAAGAAGAAGGUGUAAAGCAAUGCUCAAGGCUGUAAGUACACUUGGAGUCAAAGGUUUGUUUAAUGACUACCUAAUACCUCCUUAUAUAGUAUUACGUCUGCAAAGGGUAUUACCAAGGGCUUAUAAAGAGAAGAGGGCAUGCAACUACAAUCUAUCGUAUUAUAAAUAGGCGGAUGCUUAUGUCUAAAAAUAGUUAUUGCACGUGCACUUUAUACUCUAGACUAUAGCCUUGUUUUACUCCAGCGCCCAAGACUGUAGAAGUCAAAGGUUAUAGUUCAUUGCCCAGUCCCAUUUCGUGUUAAUUGUGUUUAUGUAUCCAAUUUUCCAGCUACUCUUGACGAGACUAGAUCUACUUCCGAUGAAGUUACGUCUGUUAAGAGCAUCACAGAACCCAAGAGGUCUCUCAGAAGAGAAGUGCCCAAGGCUGUAUAGGCACACUGGGAUAAUUCCCAUUAUUCCAGCUACUUCUGACGAGACUACCACCAAUGGUUCAUGCAGAUCUACGUCUGCAAAAGGUAUCAAAGAUAUUAAACAUGCCCAUACGUAUAUAGAGUAAUCAACCAAUUCACGGACAUACUACUAUUCCGGACGCUCGUAGCAAACAAACGGAUUAUCAUAUCACCUCAGAUUUGGUAUCACCGUGUAGCCCUACCAUAGGUAGAUUAAUCCUCCAAGAAUCAGCUUCUGAAAGUAAGAAGUCUACAAGCUACAGCAACAAAUACACGCGUGGCCGUAGUAUGCAAAAGUCGGUCAAAACCACCAAUUUGCAGACAGCGCUUUUUUUCUAGCGAACGUACUUCAAGGAGCUUGCAAACUUGUGCAGGUAGUAGUACUACCCUAGUGCUAGCUACGUCUGACAAAACUAGAAUCACUCUCUAAAGACUCCAGCUGCAGCAAGUCAACAAACUGAUCUUGUAGUCUAAUCUGAGGACAGACACACCCAUAAAUUUGUUUUGACCACGUGGCUUGUGAACUCUACUCUGGAAGACUCCAGAGACUCUUGGAAAUGGCAAUUGGAGGUAAAAAUGUGCUAGAAGUGGUGGAAGACAGGUAUCUGACAGAGAUGAGCAAGGAUGGCAUCUUACCAAUUCAGUCACGAAUUAUAAGAAGUAAAUCAAUUGUACAAUCGACCAAAGAUUCAACUGAGGCUUCUCAAUUACGCUCUGGACCGUAUCUUCAAUGGUGCGAUGAGCAGAUGGAGGGCGCAAUUGCUGCUGUUCACGCGGGUCAGUCUAUUAGAAAAGCAGCUAUGAUAUAUAAUGUUCCACGAUCGACAUUGUCGGAUAGAAUAACCGGGAAAGUAGAAAUCGGUAGCAGACCAGGAAAAAAACCGUAUCUUACGAUCCAGGAAGAGGAAGAAGUAGUGUUGUUUCUAAAGAAAUGUGCUAUAGUAUAGGUUAUCCUUUUACAAAACGGGAAGCAAUAGCACUAGUGCAACGAGUUCUGAACGGUAAAGGUCUUGAACGAUCUGUUACAGAUGGUUGGUGGGCUAGAUUUUCCCAACGCCAUCCCUCGCUAUCCUUACGUACGGCAAUGUCCCUCUCUCUUGCACGUGCAAUGGCUACUGACAAUGAAGUGCUAGGACGAUACUACGACUUACUGGAAGACACGUUAGUUAAAAACGAUUUACUGAAUGAUCCUCACAGGAUAUAUAAUUGCGACGAGACUGGUUUACCGUUAAACCCUAAACCUUUGAAGGUCAUUGAUCUCAAGAAUGCCAAACAUCCUUCCUAUAUUACCGGCGAAACUAAAACUCAAGUAACAGUCUUAGCAUGCACCAAUGCUCCUGGUGCUGUGAUUCCUCCUUUUUGUAUUUUUGAUCGAAAAACCCUUAACCCUCUGUUGACAAAGGGUGAAGUUCCUGGUACCCUAUACGGGCUAUCUGGAAAUGGAUGGAUGACUCGGGAUCUCUUUAAUGAAUGGUUCCAAAGACAUUUUCUGUUGUAUGCUCCAUCGACUCGACCAUUAUUAUUACUUUUAGAUGGUCAUUCUUCGCUUUAUUGCCCUGAGACGAUACGGGCUGCUGCUGCUUCUCAAAUCAUCAUUUUUGCUCUUCCUCCCCAUACGACCCCAUACGACGCACUUGACACCGCCUCUUGAUAAGUCGGCCUUUGCUUGUUUGAAGAAAUCGUGGCGAAAAGUUUGUCAUGAGUUUAUUGUUAGCAAUCCUGGCCGUGUGGUUACUAGGUAUGAGUUUAGUAUGCUUUUUUCCCAAGCUUGGUGUGAGAGCAUGACGAUCCGAAAUGUUUCAUCGGGUUUUACGGUCACUGGAAUCUGUCCAUUUGAACGAAAGCUUCCUGAGUUAGAUUUUGAGCCUGAAAAAAUUCCACAAGCCAAUGGAAUUGCUUACAUUCCUUUGUAUAUAGCACUCCCUCAAGACGCUCUUGUUGUAAUGGUUCUGUUUCAUCCUCAUGUUAUCUUUCACCCGAUGAAGAACCAUUCAGGCACCAAGAUCAAUACAUGGCCGUCAAGGUUCGUGAGGGACGCACCUUGUCGAAGUUUUUGAAGACUCCCCUACCACCAAGACGACUCCCAACGAAACAUGGAAAAAAAGCGGAGUAGUUCUGACGAGUACCGAAAAUCUUCGGAUAAUUAAUAUUAAAGAGGACGAAAAGAAGGAAAAGGAAAGACUAAAAGCUGAAAGGCAGAGAAUAAGAGAGGAGAAAAAGCUGCUGAAGUACUCCAAGGCAAAAAAGAGUCAUAUAAUAAGCAUCCCGUGCUUCCUUCUCACUACGUAUCCAAAGGAACCGUCUACAACGCAAUUGCAUUUGGAGUCACAGGAUUGUCAGCUGCUAACGCUGGUAGUGAUCAGUGUUGCUGUGGUGAUACUACUCGAGCAAUGUGAGGCUACCCCAUCACCCAUUGUCCUCAUUCCGGGUGUGAUGGGUUCCCAACUCCAAGUUAAGGAUCAGACCGCGAGUAAAUUGUGUUCCACUGGUCACAAAUACAAGGACCUAUGGAUAUCUCCAUUACGAGUCACCCUCCACAAUAUCUGUGCCAAGAGAGAGCUGCCAUUGAGAUACGACGCAAACACCAACUCCUACCACAACAAUACUAAAGUGGAGAUCCAUGUUCCUGGAUUUGGCGGGACAUCGAGUGUGGAAUAUCUCAACCCUGGAUUGAUGAAUACACUCCCUUAUUUUCACGACACGGUGAAAUACUUUGUUGAUCGAAGUUACAAAAGAGGAAAAACUAUUCGAGGGGCUGAGAGAUUGGCUGCAGAUGAACUUGAUAAGAGAGGAUACUUCCAUCGUCUCAAGACGAUGAUUGAAGACAUGUACAAAACUAACGGCAAUACCAAGGUGACCCUGGUCGUACACAGUAUGGGGGGUCUCGUUUUCCUGCACUUUCUAACUGGCUUCAGUGGGAUUAACCAAGCAUGGAAGGAUAAGUACAUCCAUGUGUACGUUACAUUGUCAGCUGCUUGGUCUGGUGGUGCAGCGACUGUUCAAAGUGUCAUAUCUGGUUACCAUGGUAUUCCUGACUUGCUGUUAUUUGCGUACAAUUUGAUCAGCAACUUUAUUGUUCCGAUUGGUCGUACAUUCGAGAGUAUUCCUUGGUUGUUUCCGAAGGCCUCAGUGUUUGGCAAUGUUGCUUUUAUAUCAACACCGUCCAAAACAUACUCGGCUAACGAUUAUGAACAGCUGUUUCGUGACAUCAAUGCUCCAAAUAUCUAUCGAGCUUUUCAAGGCGUGCAAGGUCUAGUAUCAGACUACCCUGCUCCCAAUGUACCAACGUACUGUUUCUAUGGAGUUGGUGUACCUACCCCGGAAAAAUUCACCUAUUCAAAAGAUCUGACACCUAGCAAUGCUAUUGGCUUGUGACCAGUUGUUAAGAACGGUGACGGGGACGGAUCAGUAAACACUAUUAGCUCUAGGGUAUGUCACAGGUGGUCAAGUAUGCCUUCCAAAUAGUUGUUUCGGUACAAGACCUUCAGCAAAGUAAAUCAUGCCAAGAUUGUGUCAAACAGCAAAGUUCUCGGAGACAUUGGUGCAAUAGUUGGGGCACCUCCAAAGCAUAAAAGCGUACUUGGAUGAUGAUUUCUAGAACUGAAAGACGUGCAGAAUGAGGAUAAGAAUGUCAAUACUGUAGAUAGACUCUGUAUGAUUGUGGUGUGAUGAUAACAGAUUGGUCCCCACAAG